AUAGUAAUAUUUGUGCCAUUUGUUCACAUUUUACUUAAGUUGGCAAAUCAUGGCUGAUGGGGUUUUUUUUUGUUUUGAUGAUUACUGUACACUUGUGGGUUUUUGCCAAGUUGGGUGAAACAGGCACUCAGUUAAAUUAUGUAUACAGAAUUUUAUUUAUUAGCUAAUUAAAGCGCUCUUAAAUGUUAUGAAUACAGGAAAGGGGAAAAUAAGCUUAUCCAAAGCUGUUCUGCAUUCAAAAUUAUUAUGAAACAAAGUGGUAUGAUGAUAACGGUUCUAAAUACUUGAAGGCAUUGAUCAGUGAAAACAAUUUGCUUUUGUCAUUUUGUACACUUACAUACUUUCCUGCUGUGUCAACCCCCAUCAUUCUCCCAGCUUUAACCAGUUCUUUGCUGAACUAAACUCAUGGGGUAGAGGCUUAUUACAGAAAUGUUCUCUCUGCAGCUGUUGAUUAUGCUCCUAGGAGUAAAACCCAAGUUAAAAUUUACAAGAUGUAGUCAGUUGAAAUGCUUAGAUGCAGAGACAGCAGCUUAGUUUCAGGAAUUUGACUUUUUCAUAAAGCUGACCAUGCACUGCUGGUUUCUCUCAAUUUACUUCACGUGGUAUGAUCAUGACUUUAAAUCAAAUAUAGACUUUCCCCCCCUCCAUGAUACUAAAAGAGGUAUUUAAACACAGGUUGCUCUUAGAAACACAAAAUAAAUCUUGUGUUCUUCAGCCAAAUUUGCAUCUUCAGCUGUGAAAUUAGAUCUCUAGCUGACCUAACUUGAGUGAAUUUUAAAUGCUAGUUGGGGAGGAGCUACACAAAAUACCUUACCGUAAUUCUCUGCUUCCAAGAACAGUAACCCAGUUUGUACUUCUCCUUGGUGACAGCAGGUUAUAGAAUCAUACAAUCAUGGAACGGUUUGGGUUGGAAGGGACCUUAAAGAUCAUUUAGUUCCAACCCACCCCCACCUGUGGGUAAGGACACCUUCCACUAGACCAGUAGCCUCCCAUGUCCAAGAUCAGAUGCUCUUGGUACCUCCUCUUUGCGGAAAUCUCACCAAGAAGAGGUGAUUUUCAUGCUGCAUUCUUGGACAACCUUUAUAUUGCAUUAGCAAAGCACCAGGCUUGAAAAACCAUGCUCGGGGCUGCAAAUGGUGGUUGAAUGAUUAAAGAGAGAAAACGUACAACUCAUUUCAUUCAAUUUUUACAGGUUUAUGAAAAGCACUUUUUCAUAAACAGCUUUUUAGGGAAAAAGCAGCAAAGACUAACUUUCCCCAGGUACUGUCAAGUAUGUUGGCUGGUCAAUGCAUUAAAUCCAGGUUGAUGAUAAAUCCAGUAGACAUUUGUGCUCAUUUGUGCUCACGUUUUUGGCUCUCCUGAGGUUCCCAGACUAUCUGAUUCAUCCUCACACUAUGAGAAUAUAAACCUCUAAGAAAUGGGAUGAAUUAGGCAAAAGAAGACAAUUAGGAAUGACAGCUGAGGAACAGUUAUCCUCCAGCCUUAUCCAUGGGCAAGAUGUUUGCCUUGUUAAAUGUUUAAAAUUUAAUCUAGUGCAGGGGUAAUGGGCAGGUUCAAAAUCAGAGCAGGCUGGUGUCCUGGGAGAGGAAAAUCCAGUCUGUAUGGGUCUUUAGAAUGAGGAAUAGCCAUAAGCAGAAUGGGCUGUCCAGGCAUGUGUCUGAGCAAAGCCCAGAGGUGGGAGAGGAGCAGGGUCCACAUGCUGAGAGGCUCCCAAUCUCUGUGCUACUCUUCCAGCUCCUGAGCUAAGGCUUGGCUUGAUUCCUGAUGCUGUUGCCGCCAGCAUAGAUACAGUCUUCAGCUUCAGAGAGCUCAUGUUACUGCCAUAUUUUGUUGGCAACAUCCCUUUUGGACUGCUGAUAAGAAAAGAGACUUAGCCCAGCACCGUGAUUUUUCCAUCAUGUCAGAACCUAUCACGCUCAAUGUUGGAGGAAAACUCUAUACCACCUCUCUGUCCACUCUGACUAGCUUUCCAGACUCCAUGCUGGGGGCCAUGUUUAGUGGGAAGAUCCCAACGAAGAAGGACAGCCAAGGCAACUGCUUUAUUGACAGAGAUGGCAAAAUCUUCCGCUAUAUCCUAAACUUUUUACGAACUUCUCACUUGGAUCUUCCUGAAGAUUUUCAGGAAAUGGGCUUACUGCGACGGGAAGUAGAUUUUUAUCAAAUUCAGCCCCUGAUUGAGGCCUUGCAGGAGAAGGAGGUAGAGCUUUCUAAAGCAGAGAAAAAUGCCAUGCUCAAUAUCACCCUUGAUCAGAAGACCCAGACUGUUCACUUCACUGUCCGAGAAGCACCCCAGAUUUACAGCCUGUCUUCCUCCAACAUGGAAGUGUUCAGUGCUCAUAUCUUCUCCACGUCGUGCCUGUUCCUGAAGCUUCUUGGUUCCAAACUGUACUACUGUUUCAAUGGAAACCUUUCCUCAAUAUCCAGUUACCUGCAGGACCCCAACCACUUGACCUUAGAUUGGGUUGCAAGUGUGGAAGGCCUUCCUGAAGAGGAGUACACCAGGCAGAACUUGAAGAGACUCUGGGUGGUGCCAGACAAUAAGCAAAUCAAUAGUUUCCAAGUGUUUGUGGAAGAAGUUCUGAAAAUAGCCAUGAGUGAUGGUUUCUGCAUAGAUUCUGCUCAUCCACAUACUUCAGAUUUCAUGAAUAAUAAGAUUAUUCGCCUAAUUCGGUACAAGUAGGAAUGGCUGUUGUGGUGCUAGCAUGGAGAUAACACAGGUUAAGUGUUUCCUUUUAAAACACACAGCCUAAUUCAGAAUCAUGCUUAUCUGGAUUAAGAGUCACUAACAAGGAGAUGAUUUUCCUUUAAUGUACUUACCAAUAUGACCUUCCAGAAUAUGUCCAUGUUCCAGACAGAAGCAAUAUUGUCUAGCGCCUGAAUUAAGGACUGGCUCUGUCUCUGCCUCUGACCUGCUGUACAAUUCUGGGGAAAAUCACUUAACUUCUGUCCUCUCUACGUUUUCCAGUUGGAAAAUGGGUGAUCCUUAACCUGCAUUGCCAGGAGAUGCAAGAGUUUGGUAACCAUGGUUUGGAAUGUAUCUGGAGAACCGAUGCAGUGAAAGACACCGUGGAGCUGCAGUGCAGCAGACAGACCUAGGAGCACAUUUGCCAUGCCUUGCUGUAUCACCUGUGCAGAGCAUUCAAGAAGCUUUGGAUCUGCGGAGGAGAAGCCUUCCCACAUGCGCCCCAGACAGCUGUAAAGGAUGGUACAAGUUGCAAAUGAGUAAGGGAUCCCAUCUCUUUGGGUUCAACAAAGGAUUUCUGUGAAGCUGGCUUGGGUUUUUUUCUGAACCCUGUGAGGAAGCCCCUGCUUUAUUGUGCUUUCAGGAAAGCUGUGUUGGAAUAAUGUGACUGGCAAGGAAGCCAUAGAAGAGAGAAUGGUGUUAUAACAAACCAAGAAGAUUAAAUCUUUACUUUUACAUUCCAAAGGCAUCCGAGACAACUAGUCCUUGUCUUUCUCUUACAAUGUUAGUAUUUGUAUGGAGGAUGCUGCUGAAACUUUCCAAUGGGAAGACAGAUUUUGGGGCAGAGGCCCCCAAAUGUCUUCUAAACAUUUGAGCCUCUUUUGGGCAGACCUCCUUUCAGCAGUACCUGGAAUGCAUGGGAUGCCGUCUGGUUAGGAUGGAUUUAAUUUGAAAAGACAGCAUUCUCACCAGGUUACAUCUAAUAUUUUUCAUUGCAAAAAUAGAGGGUCAUUUUUCCUAUCCUGGUUCAUUGAGCUUUUUUUUGGUCUAACAUCUUUGUGAAAUGGUCAGGUCACUAAAGUAAUUUUACCUGCUUGUUUGGCUUCAGCUUGCCAAAGGGAAAACAGUGGGAAACCAGAGGUCAGACUCUUCCAUAUACACCUGGUUUGUGCUGUAAUGAAGAUCAUAACUCACUAGCUGUAUGUUGUCUCUAAACAUCAUUUGUGCCAUAUGCAAGAUGGUUCUUUCUUGGCUAAUUAUGUUUAAAAGUAACUUAACUGUAUUUCCCUAACCAGAUUGCUAUGAGUGCAUGAGAAACCCUCUGGAACAUUUUCAGGUGUCUUUAAUGAGAUAGAAGGGAAAAUGCAAUAACUAAGUUUUGCUUUUAGAGGUGUAGUGCUUCCAAAGGUUUCUAGCACAGGCCUGCAAAGCUCAGUAAUGUGCAAGUCCUUGUUUCCCAAAGUAACUACUCUGUUGUUACAUUAAGCUGACCUGUGAACAAGCAUAAAGAAGCUUUUUUCUUGUAAAAAACCAGUGUGAUCAAUAUAUUUCUGCUGUCCCAAACUGUGACUGCAUGAACAACACAAAUCAGCAUGCUCGUGGGUAAAAUGCAUAUUCUGCAGUUGUUACAAACCGCUGCCCUUUGUUUGACUUGGUGCUAAACCAGCAUGAUAUACGUGGGACCAUGUUGUCAGAAAGCACUGAUUGGGCCUGAAGCCUUUAGAACCACAAAAUGUGGCAAAUUUUGUGUAUUUUGAGGAUUGUAAACAGAAUUUUGUGACCAAAUUCCAGUUUGAGUCACCAUGUUCUUCUAUAUUUAGUUGCAUUAGGAAGAACUCCUUUUUUUUUUUCCCAUCCCAGUUCUGAAUUACAAAGCAUGAGCUGGCCAGUCAGCUGGACAUUGACAGGGAUGAUCUGUGCUGGUAAUACAAUUAUGAUCUGUAAAACGAGCCCUCUUUCAUCAAAUCUGUGACUUGAAACAGAUAUGCUGUUGCUGAAUUUAUGAUAACAGAAAUUUUGGGGACUGUUGAUGGUAUUUCUUUUUAACCCACACUCUUGAGAGUAGAUUUUAAAUGAUCUGUAACCGGAGCUCUUGUGCGUCAUGACUAAAAUAAUACCAGUAGGAAUUUGUUUCCUGUCACCUUGAGUUUAUCCAAAGGUAAGAGCAGUGAGCUUAGAUCUCAUUUGGAAGGGUGGAGGGGGGAAGGUCUGACCUACACCCUCUAGAGCUCUGGAUCCGUUCUGUUUCAUUCUGUUUCAGCGAAAUAAAAUAUUCCAUGAGAGAGUUGUAUCAUUACUGCAUUUUUCUUGGUGAAAGACAAGUAAGAGGAGUCUGUAAACGGAGAGAACUGGACUCAGAUCUUCACCUGGAGUACUUUAACCCAUCAGUCUGUUAUGCAGAAGAUGAAUAAAUUGAAUACACAAUAAUUUGUGCUCAUGCAAGUCAGUAAAAGGUAUAGCUGGCCCCCGAUCUGUCAUUUAUUAACAGACAGUAAGAUGCAAAAUACCUCUUUUUUAUAUAUAUAGAUAGAUACAAAAUUUGCAGCCAGUAGAAAGACAUGAGUGAAGCCAUGCUUUGGAAGGAACAGAAAAACCUGAGGUACUUCAAACUUGCUAAGCACAAUAAACAUCCUUAAGUAUGAGGUACUAUUUUAUACUGGAAAUGGGUGAUAAGUGCAUCACUUGUGAUUGCAGUCAAACAUAUGUUCUACAAAUGCAGCUGCUAUUUCAAACUCCACACUUAGCUCAAUUUAUAGCUGCUCCCGAAUUCUGCAGUCUGUGAGUUACUAUAUAAUGAGUGUUUAUAGGAACAUUCUCUCUCCAGAGCAUUUGUUUGCAUUUUAUCUGAAUAGCUGGUUUUUGUUUACCUUCUUUUUCUGAGCCCUGGAGGUGUAACUUGCUUUUGUUUACCAGUCGACAGCACUAAUAAUGAUUCUUCUCAAGAGUUUUCCUGAAUUAAAGAGAAGCAAAUAUGCACAAAGCCAUGGUAAGUAUAGCACAACCCCAUCACUAGUCAUGAAAAGCACUUGGCAUUUAUUAACAGUAACAUCUAUAAAUUAUUUCACUGCUGAGUGGAAUAUUCACUCUCAGACCAAACUUUUUUUUUUUCCUGGAAAGGAUCUAGUGACAUUUUCUUCCCUUAAAGUUUUGUGUCUGUUUUCUUCUACAUCUUGGUGCAUAACUCCUGAUUCUGCCAUAUGCCUGUCUCCCUCAAUACCUUAGUGUACAAAAUGUGGCCAAGCCCUGCAAUUUUUUUUAAUGGCCUAUUUUUUUUUUUUUCCUAAAUGACCACUGAAUAGUGUGUUCAGUAGUGUUAGAGGAGAAGAAUACCAGAGUCAGGACAGAUGAUAAACAAGAUUUUAGCUGUAGUCUAAUGGCAUUCUCAGAUCUGGACACGUGCAUAGCACAGUGGUAUUUCUUACAUGGCAAAAAGACUUACAAAACAUCUUAAUGGACUCCAGAAAGAAUCACUCAUGGAUUUCUUUAUGUGUUUUUAGGCUUUAUAUCUCCUAAAUAUCUAACCAUGUCCAGUUACAAUGAUGAGACUGAUACUGCAUGUAAAUAAUAAGAGAUACUUAGUUUAUACAUCUGUUAAAGGGAGGAGUUGAUGCGAGGAGUGUUUGUUUCUGCAGGCAGUGGCAAAGAAACAAAAGAAGUAGUUGUAAAAAGUUAGGUCUGAAAGAAUUCACAUUAACAAGAAAUCCAAGAUUUAGAAGAGGGAGAAUAAAAAUAUCUUGAUAUGUUCAGGGGGAAAAAAAAAAAGAAAAAAAAAACAAAAAACCCCACAAAACAGCAAGAUAACAAUGGAGACAAAGAUUUUGCUACAAGAGUCUGUGAUUAGAGUGAUUCACUGUUCGAUUCUAGUUUUAAUCUCCUAUUAUGCACUUUAAAUAUGGGUCAUGCCAAGACUUAUGCUUGUAGCUUCUUGGGAGCAGGCAGCUUUGCUUCAAUUUGCAUGUGCUUUGAAUCACCAAGCAUUUGCACUGCUGUACCUAGAACUUUAUAACUGGGUUGUUGAGUAUAAAUUGCUGAAAGACUUCACUGGCAGCAAAUAUCUGCAGUCAAUCACAUUUAUUCCCAGGAAUAAAAAGCGAGGUGCAAAGGCUGGUGGAGUCUGUAUACAAGGUUGGUGGAAGUGAUAAAUACUGCAUUCAGCCAUAGACUGUGGAAAAUAAGCCUAGGAACUUCCGAUACUUCACAGAUUAAUGAAGAAGUUAUGAAGAAGAGUCCUCUGGGCAGUUUUGUUUUCACCCCAUCCUGUAGAACUUGGUGUCUCUGCUCAGAAUUUCCAUGUAUUUUGAAAGAUUUAACUUCCAUUCUGCAUCUACAUGGACACAGACAUGCAGGGUACAAGAAGUGCUAAUAUGGGGCCCUCCCAGUAACAGUCUCAUAUGUGAAUUAGUGCAGGCAGUCACAGGCAGUCUGUGCAAGAAGGGCCGAUUGCGUAUAAAUGUCCAGAUCAAGCUCACGAGUUCACCUGGGAAUAACACAAGGAAUGUUUUCCCUGGGAAUUCAGAAAAAAAGAAAAGAAGAUAAUAGAGGAGGGCUGUAUCUAAUAAUUUCUUUUCUCCUCAUCCUCUGGGCAUUCCCCUCAGUAUUUUCAUGCUCCAACUCGUAAUUGUGGGAUUUUCCCAUUGAUCAGAAUUUGGACCCCAACUCACUAAAAGCCAUGCUUUUGAAUCAGUAGUGUUUGAAAAGUGUGAAAAGAUGGUCUUUAUUGCUUAGCAUCUUCACUGAGGGCCUGUAGGGAUAUCACAUUUAAAAAUCUGCAUUCCUCUGCUUCUGACUCCUUCUGUGAACUGUUACUAAUGUGUAUUUUAGAAAACAGUAAAUAAAAUGUGAAUGAAGCAG
This is a messenger RNA of Motacilla alba alba, 7534 nucleotides long. RefSeq names its product potassium channel tetramerization domain containing 21 (gene KCTD21). Gene Ontology annotation, biological process: ubiquitin-dependent protein catabolic process; protein homooligomerization. The coding region runs from base 1898 to 2680 and encodes 260 amino acids. The record is from RefSeq and is a predicted model, not a curated record. The transcript is spliced from 2 exons. Gene Ontology annotation, molecular function: cullin family protein binding; histone deacetylase binding. NCBI's taxonomy places the organism in Eukaryota, Metazoa, Chordata, Aves, Passeriformes, Motacillidae.